Aspergillus oryzae RIB40 is the source of this 1065-nucleotide messenger RNA. RefSeq lists its product as uncharacterized. The record is from RefSeq and is a predicted model, not a curated record. Lineage: Eukaryota; Fungi; Ascomycota; Eurotiomycetes; Eurotiales; Aspergillaceae. The coding region runs from base 1 to 1065 and encodes 354 amino acids. The transcript has 3 exons.
AUGGCCAUAGAUGAUAAGAGCAGUCGAAUCAACAAACAGCCCCUGCUGAUAUCAACCGGCGUCUUCUUCGCUCUCGCCAUCGUUGGAGUCAUCGUACGUUUUGUGCUCAGGUUUGGUGUGCAGAAACACAAGUUCCAAGCCGACGAUGGAGUGCUUAUAGUAGCCACCGUCUUCCUAGUGGCAAGUACGGUGGUCAUGUAUCACAAGACAGUCUACAUCAUGUAUCUGGUGGACGCCAUUGCCCUUGGGCGUUUGGAGGUACCGGCGAACAUGGUAGAGUUGUCAAAUGAGGACCACACGUGGACAUUGGCCACUCUGAUGCUCACCUGGUGCGCGAUAUGUGCUGUCAAGUUCUUUUUCCUGGUGUUCUUUAGAAAGUUGAUCGAUCGUCUACGUCUCUGGCAAAUCUACUGGUGGUUUGCUUGCUUGUUCAAUUUCGGUCUCUUGGUUUUUGGACUGGUUGCCUUCUGGGUGACCUGCCCCCAUCGGGGUGCCGCUGCUAUCCUGGCUAUCCCGGUCGGUGUGAUAUGGAAGGUUCGCGCAGACUGGACCCAGAAACUGGCCAUUGCAGGCUCCCUAUGCAUAGAUGUCGUCCAGGUUGGACUGUCCAUAGCUCGAGCCGCCGGUCUGGAACACGACGGUCACGCAGAUGGCAUCUUCGAAAUGUACACCCUUUACAUAAGCGCCGCGCUGGGUGUCUUCCUUGCAGCCGCCACUGCCUUCCGACCGUUCAUAAUGGCCAAGAAGCAUAGCAAGGCCUACACUCCGCCCUAUAGCCCAUGGGCUAACAGCUUCUCGAACCAGCGAAAGAGAGGAUCGGACCGUAGCGAAACCAGUGGUUGGUCCGGACAGACACCUACCCCUACUACGGGCGACUUCGAGCGGUUGACCCCGGACAGCAAGGAUUCAGACAGUCGCCGAGAUGACCCGGAGUGGCAUGCCAUGUCGAGCACGAACUCCAGUGCAACGGACUGUGCAAGCGUAGUGCGCGACCACAGCAUGGCUGAUGAUCCCGUGGAGGUGACGGAGGUCCAACCCGUUAUUGUGCUGAAGCACACACGUUAA